Molecule: messenger RNA, 4102 nt
Organism: Diachasmimorpha longicaudata
Lineage: Eukaryota; Metazoa; Arthropoda; Insecta; Hymenoptera; Braconidae
Gene: Tmc
Product: Transmembrane channel-like
Exons: 10
Coding region: 492-3998 (1168 amino acids)
Cellular component (GO): plasma membrane
Molecular function (GO): mechanosensitive monoatomic ion channel activity
Source: RefSeq, a predicted model, not a curated record
AUAAUUAAUGAAGGGAGAAAACAUUUUACUACUCUUGCGCCCAGGAAACGCGAUACAUAAAUUGUUUUAGUCCGAUAUAAAAUUCAAAAAUUAUGGGGAACACUAAGGCCAUUCGCUCCCACCAAAAUUCUGGGAAUUCAGUCUACGUUAAUGCCUGACGCUACACACAAAAAAAAUUUGGGGGUGCAGUCAUGCGAGGGUGCAAAUGAGGCCACUUCAAUUUUCGCCAUGUGAAUCGAUAACCCUCGAGGGUAUGGAAAACACUGAAUAUGAAAGGACGGCAAUGGUGAAGAGCUAAUAAUCAAGGGUGUGGAUGGUCACCAGUUACAAGGUGCGGCUAGCAAGGAUUUUAACGACGCCGGCGUAUUGUUUCGCGCUGAGGCAUAAGGGAGAUACGUAAAGUCAUUAGAGUAGCGACCAACGGGGUGUUCGAAUCCCAUUAUCACGUCAAUUUUCUCCUCUUCCUCUAUUUCCAAUUUCGAUAAGGGUUGAUGGCCCAAAUGGAUAGUGAAGAGGAAAAACAUGGGGAGAAACCCAAUAGUCUGCCGAAGGAUGAAUUAGGGGUGGGCAUAUUACGUGUUGGGUCAAUCAACCGGAGGCGGUCGUCAUUCACGUCUUUAUCGUCGGAAAAGGGAACUGAGCGCCCCUCUGUCACGUUUGCACUGGACGAGGACCUCCCCAAGACAGAGGAUACGUGGAGGGGCUCAUCCGAGUUGUUCGAGGAGAUGCCACUGUCUCCGACGCUGUUGGCACAUGGCGGGAUUGAUACUACUGAGGAGGAAGAGGACGAUGAUUACUCGGUGUCGGUGUCUGCGAUGCUGCAGAGAAAGACCUCCAGGAGGUCCAGUCGGAGGAAAAAAAGGGGGUCUUCGGGGUUCUUGAAUGAAGACGCCGCGGAUAUCCCUGGGAGCUCCAGGAGACGAUCUUCAGUUUUUACUACGAGCUCGGGAGACACAGCGAUCUCGUUCGACGGGAUGGAGGAGGAUACGGAGGAGAAGGUCAAGCAGCAGCAGAUAUUCGAAAAGUUGAAGGUGCAUAAGGAAGUUUUGGGGGCUGUCAAACAUCAGCCGUGGACCCUCAGGAAGAAGGUAAAAUUAGCCAGACAGGCAAAGUCGUACAUCAGGCGGCACGAGGGUGCUCUUCAGGUACGACUCGCUCAGAGUAGGAAUACCAGAGAUAUUCUAGCGCAGGUCUCGAUUUUUAUGAACAAAAAAUGGCAGUACUUUCGGAGGGAAAUAGUCAAUCUCCAGACAUGGGUAGUGCCUUGGGAACUCCGAAUAAAAGAAAUCGAGUCUCACUUCGGUUCCGCCGUUGCCUCUUACUUCAUUUUUCUCCGCUGGCUCUUCUGGAUAAAUCUUGUUAUAUCCUUGAUACUGACCGUCUUCGUCGCAGUCCCGGAAGUUCUGACGGCAGAUAGAAAUUUGGCGGGGAAUCGCAAGGUAAUGCCGCCGGAAGUGGAAGCUAAAGCCACGCACUUAUUGACACUCUGGGAGUUCGAAGGAAUCAUAAAAUAUUCUCCUUUCUUCUACGGAUGGUACACCAAUCGAAAUUCGGAGGAUGUGGGAUACAGAAUGCCCCUGGCAUAUUUUAUCGCUAAUCUUGUCAUUUAUACCUACAGCUUCGUCGCCAUAUUGCGGAAAAUGGCGGAAAAUUCGCGGAUGAGCAAACUAUCGGAAAAAGAAGACGAGUGUGCGUUCUCCUGGAAGCUCUUUACAGGGUGGGAUUUCAUGAUUGGAAAUACGGAGACUGCCCACAACAGAGUUGCAAGCACAAUUGUGGGCUUUAAGGAAGCCCUUCUGGAAGAAGCGGAGAAGGAAAAACAACUCGGACACUGGAAAAUUACAACAGUUCGAAUUCUCGUGAACCUCGCCGUACUAUUUCUCCUUGCAUUAUCUGCCUACGCAGUAGUGCAAUUAGUGGCAAGAAGUAUGGAACCCGAGGCGACUAGCAGUUGGUGGAGACAGAACGAGAUAACAGUAGUGAUGUCUCUGAUCUCUUUCAUCUUCCCUAUAUUCUUUGAGGUCCUAGGAUUUGCUGAGAACUACCACCCUAGGAAGCAGUUGAGGGUGCAGUUAGGGAGGAUUAUGCUGCUGAAUCUCCUCAACUUGUACUCCUUAAUCAUCGCCCUCUUCGACAAGAUCAGCCACAUGGAAGAGGAGCUGCAGGCACUUAAACCAAAGGCCGAAGUUCCUGCGAUGUCGUUGGACUUUCCUCGCUGUCGUGAGGUUACAAUCCCUUGUGAGACUUGGAGAUCAAGUACUAUGCCUAUAUCCACCCUCUCAUCAAUGAAGUCAAGGGUCCUGACCACUAGUUUAGCAGCAAUGAGUGUGAUGUUGGCCACAAAUUCAACAGAAAAUUCAAUAUUUCAACCGAACGCCCUGGAGCUACGCUCCAACGAUCUUUUCGGAGAAACUCUCAUCAAUGUCGAUGGAUCCAGAGAUUACGACGCUUUGAUAACGUUAGAAGAAAAUUCAACCAUGUCUGCGAUGUCCGAGAAUCGAACAUUAGAUCCAUCACUGAACGAUCGAGAGGAAUCUUAUCCUGCGGCACAAGAUCCUCAAAAUCCUCGCGAUAAUUAUGACGACUACGAUGUCAACAUAAAUCAUGAUGAAGUCUCAACAUCGACAGAGGACUCAAAUUAUUUCACAACUAAACAAGAAACUGUCACAGAGGAAAUAUCAACGCCCAAGUCUCCAGAUCAAGAUCAAAACUUGAGGAGGUGCGUUAUCAAAGUUUGUAACGUGUGUGAAACUCCAGAGUCUGGACAGGAAGACAGUAGAAACACUCAAGUGAGUCUUGUCGCGAUUUCUAAGCUCAAUACAACGACAAAACGCAAGUUAAACAAGUUAUGCUGGGAAACAAUGUUCGGACAAGAGCUGGCGAAACUCACAAUGAUGGACCUAGUCCUCACGAUCAUUGCGACAUUGGGAGUUGAUUUUCUCCGAGCCGUGUUUGUGAGGUAUACCCACAGCUGGUGGUGCUGGGACUUAGAAAAAAAGUUUCCCCAGUACGGGGACUUCAAGAUUGCGGAGAAUAUUCUCCAUUUGGUAAAUAACCAGGGGAUGGUGUGGAUGGGGAUGUUCUUUAGUCCCGGAUUGAGUGCUCUCAAUCUUGUUAAGUUGGGGAUUCUCAUGUACUUGAGGUCGUGGGCGGUAAUGACCUGCAAUGUGCCACAUGAAGUGGUGUUCAAAGCCUCGAGGUCGAAUAACUUUUAUCUCGCACUGCUUUUGACGAUGUUAUUUCUCUGUGUUCUCCCUGUGGGUUAUGCUAUUGUUUGGGUUAAGCCUUCUUGGCACUGUGGACCUUUUGCUGGAUACCACCGAAUUUACUAUAUUGCGACACAAAGUCUAAAAGAUACUCUACCCCGAAAAGCUCACAAGGCUUUGGACUACAUCGCAUCCCCCGGUAUCGUUAUACCUCUCAUUGUCCUGAUGGCAUUGAUAAUUUACUACAUGGUCUCCCUAACAGGCUCUCUCAGAGAAGCCAAUAAUGAUCUCAAGAUUCAGUUGCGGUAUGAAAGGACUGAGGAGCGACGAAAAAUGUUUAAAAUUGCUGAGAAAAGGGGACAGGGUCAGGAUACUCCCUUCGCAAAGUGGAAGAAAAUACUGCCACCAACAGGCUCACCAAAACCUGUAGCGUCAGACCCACCGAAAAUUUCAAAAGGGAUUGGAAAUAUUCUCCAGGAAAAGCGUAAACGCGCCAUCGAGAGAAUUCGUACUUUGACGUCUGAGGCUGACGAGGCGACCGACGCAGAACCAUUAUCAUUACCGGUUGAUCCACUAUCGCCAAAAGAAGUUCUCUCGGAGAGAGAUAUUAGUGAGAACUCGGAUGUGACCAAAUUGGGGACCAAUAUACCACGCAUUCACAUAGAUGGAAUUGACAUGAACGCAGCAUUACCUGAAUCAUCGGACCAGCAUGAUCCGACGCCCUCAAGAGAGAAUGACCAAUUACAAGAAAAUAAUAAAUCAGCAGAAGAAAAAGGGGAAACAGAUAAGUGAUUCCCAAAAUACAUGGAUAAUUGCAACGUGAUGCAAGUAGAAUUGAAAUAUUGCACGUUCAUUCAAAUGUAUUCACUUUCAAAAAUUGUGAUAUAAAUCUUGCA